Molecule: messenger RNA, 2483 nt
Organism: Poeciliopsis prolifica (blackstripe livebearer)
Lineage: Eukaryota; Metazoa; Chordata; Actinopteri; Cyprinodontiformes; Poeciliidae
Product: protocadherin gamma-A12-like
Biological process (GO): homophilic cell-cell adhesion
Cellular component (GO): plasma membrane
Molecular function (GO): calcium ion binding
Source: RefSeq, a predicted model, not a curated record
AUCCGUGGACAAGCUCGGUAGAGAACCUCAUUAGGAAAUACAAUAACCCUCAUUAAAAGAAGACGCAGCUUUUGUAGAACAACUGGAAGAUGAUGCACAAACGACGGGAUCGAGAAUGGCACGGCGUUCUUGUUUUCUUUGUUCUGGUGCAAUACUCCCAUUGCGAUCUGACCUACUCGGUCCAGGAGGAACUGAAACGCGGAUCUGUAAUUGGAAAUAUCGCACAAGAUCUGAAACUGGACGUGGGAAGACUAUCUGCUCGUAAAAUCCGGGUUAAGGUGGAAGGAAGCGAAAAGGAGAUGGUCGGCAUUAAUCUGAGAAACGGGGAUUUAUUUGUCACGGGAAGAAUAGACAGAGAGGAGCAGUGUGGAGAAAACCCAACGUGUAUUCUCAAAUACGACCUUCUUAUGGAAAAUCCUCUGGAGCUACAUCGUUUGUCUCUGCAAGUACAAGACAUAAAUGACAAUGAACCGAUCUUUCCAAAGGAUAUUAUUAAGCUGGAAAUAGGGGAGUCAACCGGUAAAGGAGCUAAAUAUCGCAUUAACGCUGCGCAUGAUGCAGACAUAGGCCAGAACACUGUACAAAGCUACAUCCUGCAGCAAAACCCAAAUUUCGUGCUUAACGUUCAAACGAGCCCUGGAAGAAAAUAUGGAGAACUGGUUUUAGAUAAAGAGUUAGAUAGAGAAGAGCAGCAAGAAUUGAGAAUUAUAUUAACAGCGGUAGAUGGCGGAUCUCCUCCGAGAUCAGGGACUGUAGUUAUACAUGUUACUGUUCUCGACGCUAAUGACAAUGCUCCCGUAUUUACCGAGGCUGUGUACACAGCGAGGUUACCUGAAAACUCUCCUUUACAAACUCCGGUUAUCACAGUAGGUGCAUCAGAUAAAGAUGAAGGAAUCAAUGGUGAAGUUACAUAUGAAUUUAGCCGAAUCUCUGAAAAAUCUCAGUCUUUAUUUUCUCUUGAUUCAAAAACAGGAGAGAUGAUUGUUACAGGAAAUAUAGAUUAUGAAGAGAGAACAAAAUAUGAGAUAUUUGUUGAAGCGAAAGAUGGUUAUGGUCUUUCUACAGAGACAAAGGUUAUAAUUGAUAUUAUUGAUGUAAAUGACAACAGACCAGAUAUAGAAAUAACAUCUUUGUCCAAUCCCAUACCAGAGAAUGUGUCAUCCGGUACAGAGGUGGGCAUCAUUAAUGUACUGGACAGAGACUCUGAGAAUAAUGGACAGGUUCGCUGUUCCAUUCAGCAAAACGUCCCUUUUAAGUUGGUUCCCUCAAUUAAAAACUAUUAUUCUUUAGUGACCACAGGGCAACUGGACCGUGAAUUAGUAUCUGAUUACAACAUUACAAUCAUUGCCACUGAUGAGGGCUCUCCUCCUCUGUCCUCCUCUAAAACUAUUCAGUUGUCUGUAGCUGACAUCAAUGACAAUCCUCCUGUGUUUGAGAACAGCUACAGCGCAUAUGUUCGUGAAAAUAACAAACCUGGCUCCUCUUUAUGUACUGUUUCUGCUCGAGAUCCUGACUGGAGACAAAACGGUACAGUGAUUUAUUCUCUGUUACCUGGUGAGGUGAACGGUGCCUCGGUGUCCUCCUAUCUAUCUGUUAAUGGAGACACAGGAGUGAUCCACGCUGUGAGGUCAUUUGACUAUGAACAGUUCAGGAGUUUCAAAGUCCAAGUGAUGGCCAGAGACAAUGGUUCUCCUCCUCUCAGCAGCAACGUGACUGUCAGUGUGUUCAUAUCUGAUGUGAAUGACAACUCUCCUCAGAUACUGUAUCCAGCACCAGAGGGCAGCUCCUUCAUGACUGAGCUGGUCCCUAAAGCUGCACAUGGAGGGUCUCUGGUGUCCAAAGUGAUAGCAGUGGACGCAGACUCUGGACAGAACGCCUGGCUGUCCUAUCAUAUAGUCAAAGCCACAGAUCCUGGACUUUUCAGUAUUGAUCUCCACAGUGGAGAAAUCAGGACCCAGCGGGACAUUUCAGAAUCUGACAGCAUGAAACAGAACCUGAUUGUUGCAGUGAAAGAUAAUGGACAGCCCUCUCUGUCUGCCACCUGUUCAAUGUAUUUACUCAUUUCUGAUAACUUGGCUGAAGUUCCAGAACUGAAAGAUAUUUCUUAUGAUGAGAAAAACUCCAAACUGACCUCUUAUCUGAUCAUUGCUCUGGUUUCUGUGUCCACCUUCUUUCUGACCUUCAUCAUCAUCAUCCUGGGUGUGAGAUUUUGUCGUAGAAGAAAACCCAGACUGUUGUUUGAUGGAGCAGUAGCCAUCCCAGGAGCUUAUCUCCCUCCUAAUUACUCAGAUGUUGAUGGAACAGGAACUUUACGCAGCACCUACAAUUAUGAUGCCUACCUGACAACAGGAUCCAGAACCAGUGACUUUAAGUUUGUAUCGUCUUACAAUGACAACACGCUGCCUGCUGACCAGACCUUGAAGAAAAGUCCAACAGACUUUGCUGAUGUUUUUGGGGAGCUUGACUCUUCACCAGAGGUAUGA